UAAAAAGUCUACAGAGGUAAGGAGUAUGUGGUAGGCCGGCCUUCCUGCCCCCGCCUCGCUGCGCCUAUGUCGCUGUCAAAAUUGUUAUGAUUUCUGACAGACGUCAGGUUGACAGUAGUUAUUUGAGGUUAGAGCUUCAUUGUUUGGGUUGGGCGUAUCUGUUAAUGCCAACACCACACUCAAAAAGUUCCGUGUUGUGCAAUUAAAAAAAAAAAAUUGUUUAUAAAUGUGUACCUGUUCGUUAGAUGUUGGAUGAUGUGAAGUUAUUAACUUUAGGAUCUAUAGCUGCAUUUCGAGGAAGAAAUAUAUUUUUAUCCCUAGGAAAAUGAGUUCUGAUGCCGAGAGAAAAGUUGCCUUGAUAACUGGUAUCAACGGACAGGAUGGUUCUUAUUUGUCAGAAUUUCUUCUGGAAAAAGGCUAUGAAGUGCAUGGCAUCAUAAGAAGAGCUAGCAGUUUUAACACAAGUAGGAUAGAACAUUUGUACUCAGACCCAUAUGCACACACAGGAGGAAGACUGCAUUUACAUUAUGGUGACAUGACAGAUUCAAGCUGUUUGGUGAAAAUCAUUAAUAAGACCAAACCAACAGAGAUAUACAAUUUGGCAGCACAAAGUCAUGUCAAGGUGUCAUUUGAUCUCAGUGAGUAUACUGCUGAUGUUGAUGCUGUGGGGACAUUGAGACUGCUUGAUGCAAUACGUACCUGUGGACUAGAAAACACUGCAAAAUUUUAUCAGGCUUCCACUUCAGAAUUGUAUGGAAAAGUAGUAGAAACACCUCAGAAUGAGAAUACACCUUUUUAUCCCAGAUCACCAUAUGCAUGUGCAAAGUUGUAUGCCUACUGGAUAGUGAUAAACUAUAGAGAAGCAUACAGCUUGUUUGCUUGCAAUGGUAUUUUGUUUAACCACGAGAGUCCCAGAAGAGGUGAAACCUUUGUAACAAGAAAAAUUACUAGGGGAGUUGCCAAAAUUCAUCUGGGUUUGUCAGAUAUUCUAGAAUUAGGCCACAUUGACUCAAAGAGAGAUUGGGGGCAUGCCAAAGAUUAUGUGGAGGCAAUGUGGUUGAUGCUUCAAAAAGAAAAACCUGAAGAUUAUGUGAUAGCUACUGGUGAAACUCACAGUGUGCGAGAAUUUGUUGAGGCUGCCUUUAGGUAUGUUGGGAAGGAGAUUGUUUGGGAAGGUAAAGGAGUCGACGAAGUUGGGAAGGAGAAAGAUUCAGGAACCAUCAGGGUGAAGAUAAAUCCAAAGUAUUUCCGACCAACAGAUGUGGGUUUUCUUUUGGGUGAUGCAACCAAGGCCAAAUCAAAGCUGAACUGGGCACCAAGGGUGUCAUUUCCAGAGUUAGUUAAGGAUAUGAUGCAGGCUGAUAUUGAUCUGAUGAAGAGAAAUCCUAUGGCUUAGCUGAAGAAAGCAAUGUUUGAAUUAUUAUUUUUAUUCUUUUUAAUAAUUAUGUAUUAUUUUUACACAACUUUAUCUUAAUAAAACAUUCCUGG
Molecule: messenger RNA, 1488 nt
Organism: Acanthoscelides obtectus
Lineage: Eukaryota; Metazoa; Arthropoda; Insecta; Coleoptera; Chrysomelidae
Source: the annotation of a GenBank genome assembly